Messenger RNA from Rotaria sordida, 816 nucleotides. The record is from the annotation of a GenBank genome assembly. Lineage: Eukaryota; Metazoa; Rotifera; Eurotatoria; Philodinida; Philodinidae.
AUGGCUGAAUGUCAACGACAUUCAAAUUUGCAUCUUGAGUAUUCUCAGAUAAGACAAGAAAUUGAUUGGUUUGGUUAUCGAAAUGCUGGUGAAUUAUCAAGUCAUCUAGUUAAAAAUCAUGAAAAUAUUCGUGAAGGUUUUGGUUUUUGUCUGACAGAUUUUAUUAUUCGUCUUUCUAGAAUUAUUGCCAGUCUAAUAUUUUCUUUUUAUGUUGGUUGGAAAUUAACACUUAUCUUUCUUUCAAUAUCACCAUUAAUUGUUCUUUCAUUUAAUCAUUUAAUUGAAGUUAUUAUUAAAUAUACAAUUUUAGAGUUACUAGCAUAUAAUACAGCUAAUUAUAUUGCACAAGACGUUUUAGUUGCAAUACGAACAGUAAUAGCAUUUGGUGAACAAGAUAAAGAAACUGAACAAUAUCGAAAGAAUUUAUCUGUUGGUAAACGUGUUAGUAUUCAAAAAGGUUUUAUAUUAGAAAUAACUCGAGCUAUAGUUAAUAUUGUUCUUUAUAGUGCAAUUUUACAAUCAUUUGCUGAAGCAUCUGAUGGAUAUGUAUUUGAUAUAAAUAAGAGAGAAAAAAAAAUAAAUAUAUUUCGAAAUGAUGGUGAAAUUUCAUCGAAUUUUAUUGGUGAUACUGAAUUUAAAAAUGUUUAUUUUACCUAUCCAUCACGAAAAGAAUUAUCUAUUCUCAAUGGUUUAAGUGUCGAAAUUUCUUCAGGAAAAGCUGUAGCACUUUGUGGACCAUCUGGUUAUGGAAAAAGUAUAACAAUUCAAUUGAUUCAAAGUUAUUUAGCUAUUGAGAAGGUAAAAUGUCGUCAAUGA